This is a messenger RNA of Pectinophora gossypiella (pink bollworm), 3600 nucleotides long. RefSeq names its product gastrula zinc finger protein XlCGF57.1-like. The transcript has 6 exons. Gene Ontology annotation, molecular function: zinc ion binding. Lineage: Eukaryota; Metazoa; Arthropoda; Insecta; Lepidoptera; Gelechiidae. Bases 134 to 1849 code for a protein of 571 amino acids. Gene Ontology annotation, cellular component: nucleus. The record is from RefSeq and is a predicted model, not a curated record.
UAUUUUUUUUGGAUUAUUCCUGCUUUCGGAAGUUAAUUUGUUGUUUUGCCAGCUAAUAAGUUAUAAUAUGUCUGAUUUUGUAUAUAAACACUUAUUUUAAGUGAUAGUUUCGUGUUUCUGGUAGAAAUUGAAGAUGGUUGACAUAAUAACAUCCUGUAGAACGUGUAUGAAGAAUGUGGACGUCUCGUCUCUGGUGGAUUUGUUUGACUUGCUGACGCUAGAGGAGCGAGUGGUUCUAUUAGCUCAGGCUCUCAUGGACUGCACAUCCAUGCAGAUAUCAAAAACUGAUGGUUUACCACAAAGGCUGUGCCAUGACUGUGUAAAUCUUGUCAAAAUUGCAUACACAUUCAGAAACCAAGCACAGAAUGCUGAAAAUGAAUUUAGAAAGAUCUUGUCCUAUCAAGCACAGGUUAAAGAAGAACACAUUGAUGUUGAAUUCAAGCCAGAAAAGAGUGAGGACAGCCUUGAAUUCAAGCCAGAAAACAGUUAUGACGAUUUGGUGGACAUGUAUGAGGAACAUUAUGAGUAUGACACCACAUUCCCUAAACAAGAGACUGAUAAGCAACAUUAUGUUUGUAGCAAAUGCAACAAAACAUACAGAAGUGAGAAACGGUUCCUAAAACAUUUAAUGUCACAUGAGAAAUCAUUAUCAUGUCAUAUUUGCAAUAAAUCAUUUCAAAAGCAGUCAUAUUUAAACAAGCAUGUAGCAAAACAUGAAAUUAACAAAUGCUCUAUAUGUGGGACCAGCUUUGGGACAGAAACCGUAUUACUAGAGCACAUGAUGACUCAUACAGAGAGCAUGGAAGUGAAGACUGAACUUGAGGACCAGUACAAGUGCCCCCAGUGUGACAUGACCUUCAGCAAGCUACGGUCACUGGCCAUGCACAAAAAGAAACACAAAAGUAAAGGUACACGUAAGACAUUCAUCUGUGAUACUUGUAAGAAGGAGUUCUCAUUGAAGAGUCUCUUAAGGAGGCACAUACGUACACAUGAGAAUCACCCAUUCCACUGUACCAAGUGCCCCAGAUCGUAUUCUAGACAGGACUCACUCAACCUUCACAUGGACCGGCAUAAUGGAGUCAAACUUAAAGUGUGCCCAUACUGUAAUAAAGCGUUCACCCAGCUGUGCAGCCUGAAGGAGCACAUCCGCACCCACACCCGGGAGACUCCAUACCUAUGCUCAGAGUGCGGCAAGAGCUUUAGUUCCAGCUCCAACCUGCGCCAGCAUAUGAUGAGGCACACUGGGGUCAAACCCUUCGCCUGCACGCUCUGCCCGAAAACGUUCGCUUCUAAAGGUCAGAUGGUGAACCACGUGAGCUCUCACUCGGGCGCGCACCCGUACGCGUGCACGCAGUGCGGCGCCAGCUUCACGAAGCCCUACUCUCUCAAGAAGCACAGCCUCAUCCACCUUGGAGUGCGGCCCUUCGCCUGCGACAAGUGUGCCAUGAGGUUCCUGUGCAAGGACCACCUGAAGCGUCACUACCGCAUCCACACGGGCGAGAAGCCGUACAAGUGCGAGUACUGCGAGCGAGCCUUCUCGCAGAGCAACGACCUCAUCAAGCACACCAGGAAACAUGUCGGGCAGAACCUCUACCAAUGUACGGUAUGCGACAUGCGUUUCCGGCUGCAGACAGAACUGAAGCUCCACUACCCCACGCACUACGCCAACGGCCAGCUCCCCCCCACCGAGCAACACCCCAAACACCCCCAACUCCCCCCGGAACCGGAAAUACCCCCCGAAGACACCAAGGAGUUCGACAGAACCAUCACUAUUGCGUUUAAUAGAAAUGUAUUGGAUCAAAAUGUGCAAGGGGACAUAACUAUUAAUAUAACGCCGGAAGAAACGUAGUUCCAAAUUAUUGUCGUACUUGCCUCUCUUGUUUUAAAGCUGUUAUUACUUAUUUGAGCUAAUUAAAAUAGGUAUUGGUGCGAUUUCCAGCAGACACCUCGUAAUUAUAUUUAAGUUAAAUUUGUCUCUUAUCCGCCGUAAAGGAAAGGGACGGGCGUUUUAGAAUGAAUAAGUGAAUGAAACAAUAACCCUGACGAAACAAAUAUGCAACGCGUUUCACGUGUGGUGUGGCUGUCGACUUAAUUCUGCCGGGUUAUACGCCAACAUUCCUAAGCGUAAAAUUUUGCAAGGUUUGUUUAAAAUUUCUGCCUAAAAUAGAAGUGUGCGUGUGUUUUAUUAUUGUUUUAGCUCGUCGAUUACCCGUCCCUUUCGCUUUCGGCGGAUAAGAAAAUGACAGGUAUAACUUAAAAUUAGGAGAUGUCUGAUAAAAUCAGCAUUCAUUACAUUAUCACUGAACAAAUGUUUAGCUCACACGCGGUGCCUUAAUUAGUGGUUACGUAUUGUAAAUCUUAUACUCCUAUAGUAGGUAGAUAACUUAUCAACAUGUCGCAUGUGAAAUCCAAUAAAAAAAAUGUAUUAAGUAUUUCAAAAAUCCAUAAUUUCAAUUAUGUAUGGUCCGAACACGAAUUCAAACUUAUAAAGGAUUUAGUGGUUUAGAGCCCGGGCCGGGAUUUGAACCUGUUACACUACAAUGUAAGUCAUAUUUUAUUUAAUUUCCAAUAAAAAUGAUAGUCUCCAGUAGAGCCAACAUGUGCUACGUGAUAAAAUUCUGUCACGGUUAUUUUAUCGAUUCUGACGAUAUAGUUAUGUCGUUUUGUCGAUGUGAACCCAAAUAAGUCAUGUCGUUCUGUCAAAAUACGAACAAAUCACGUGCCGCUCAGGGAAAAAAAGAAAGAAAAAAACAUUUAUUACUUCCGGACACCACAGACACAGGCAGACAGGUACAUUACAUUUAACACAGGACAGAAACCACACGGAAAUCAAUAAGUACACAGAAAAAAAUCCAAAACAAAAGAAACCAAAAUCAUAAAAACAAUAAUAAUAAAACUAAGUAUUCUAAAUGCAACGCACUGACGGCCCGAUCAUCUGCGGUGGAGUCCGGAAUAAAAGGACCUCGCUCAGCAUAAGUCAGUAAAAACAGCUUAUCGAUUUCGUCAAAAUUUAUUAUAUAAUAAAUAAAUAAUAAAAUGCCCAAUGAUUACAAAGUUACAUUGAAUCGAUCGAUAAUUUUAUCGCGUUGUUAGACCAGCAGGUCAGCAUUCAACAUUUGGUCUAUACGCCAAGCAUUUAGUUUGGUAGACGCGUUCUGCAAACAGAAUUUUCAUUGUUUUAACAUUUUGUAAAAAGUAUCUCACUUGCCUACUAGGUUGUCAAGUAGCCUACCACGCAAGCAAGACUACUACGCUAUCAUUAUGGAGUUUCAAUCUUUCAGAUCGCUUCUUUACCCGACUAUUGCAAAAAGGAAGGUUAUGUUUUGAGACUGUUUUUUGAGUUAGUAUAGCAGUAGAUUUCAAGCGCGGUGUUUAAAGGUCUCCAUAGACAGAGGCGGUGCUGGGAGAGAAAAUCAAUCCGCGUCGCGCCUUCGUGUUUGUGUGAACGUGUGCAGAGAUGGUCGAGACCACUACAAUAAUCCUCGCUAAAACGUUCCCAGCACCGCAUCUGUGUGUAUUGAGUUUAAAAGUAUUAUUUUUAAUAAUCUCAAAGUGUACUCUUAAUUUUAUUGAAUUUGAUAUUAUAAUUAUUUAUUUCAA